Macroventuria anomochaeta is the source of this 417-nucleotide messenger RNA. RefSeq lists its product as uncharacterized. The transcript has 2 exons. The record is from RefSeq and is a predicted model, not a curated record. Lineage: Eukaryota; Fungi; Ascomycota; Dothideomycetes; Pleosporales; Didymellaceae. The coding region runs from base 1 to 417 and encodes 138 amino acids.
AUGCUCGUCCAAAAGAUCCUUAUCUUGGCUGCCGCAGCCACCCCCAUGGCAUCCGCUCUUCGCUCCAAGGGUAGUCGUACUGGCGUCUCUGGCUGGUGCGACUUCACCUGGGCUAAUGCCAAUAAGGUCCAGAACGUCCAGUGCGGAGCCAAGGACACUGCCAAUGACGACCAUCCUGUAUACGCUUUUUUGGCACUAUACUCAGACAACGGCAAGGAGAAGGAGAUCGCUCGUUUUGAUAACAAGGCCGGGUACAACACGGAGAGGUGGGACAACACCAAGCAUAGCUGGAGCAACUUGCCGCGCAGCAAUUUGUCGAAGGCGAGGGUGAGGGUUUGCGUGAAUAUUCAGCUUGGUGAAGACAAGUGUGAGUGGGGUAACUUCGUCGAUAAUCCGUACGAGUCGGGCACUUCUUGA